This is a messenger RNA of Tripterygium wilfordii, 1739 nucleotides long. RefSeq names its product 4'-phosphopantetheinyl transferase HetI-like. Lineage: Eukaryota; Viridiplantae; Streptophyta; Magnoliopsida; Celastrales; Celastraceae. The record is from RefSeq and is a predicted model, not a curated record. Gene Ontology annotation, cellular component: cytosol. Bases 376 to 1329 code for a protein of 317 amino acids. Gene Ontology annotation, molecular function: magnesium ion binding; holo-[acyl-carrier-protein] synthase activity. The transcript is spliced from 11 exons.
GCUUAAUCCAGAUCCGUCAAGGCUCCGUCUCAAUCACCGGACCAAUUCGUUUUCAUCGCCACCACGAACUUCGUUCCAGCUCCGUCGAUAAUGGCAGUGCAAUGACAGACAUCGCCUCAUUUUUGUUGAAAAAUCGCGAGCGGAAAUUACAUCUCCAUCUUCACGAAUGAAUACGAAUCCCGCUGAAAUUAGUUCAAUAGCGCGAAAUUGCGCGGAGGCGAUGCUUUCUCCCUUCGGUUUUCUGAUUUCUCCAGUCUCAAAUUAGUCUCUCUUGUCAUCAAUAUUUACACAUCAAAUAAGCUCGCGAAGAUAUACGUUUCAGGAGCGGGGACGAAUUGGGUUUCCAUUUUUGUUUUUUGAAUAGUGAAUUUCAGAAUGCAUGUCCGUUGCUUUCAGAGGAGUUUCUCUUCUGCUUUGUCCCCUUUAGCGCCUAUAAAGCUUCCAUCUCGAAUGGAGACACAUUUUUGGUAUAUUUUGCCUGAUGAGGUGCAGAAUGCGACAUUGUUGGAUCAAUACGUAGAGCUUCUAUCACCUUGUGAGAGAGAAAAUGUUUUCAGCAUGCGUGAAGACCAUCUCAGAAAGCGAGCCCUCCUUGCCCGAGCAUUGGUUCGCACAACAAUUGCAAGAUAUCAGAUAAAUGGUCAAGUUAAUCCAAGAACAUUGAAGUUUAAGAAAAACAUUUAUGGGAAACCAGAGGUAGAGUGGCCAAUAUUUGACGAUUGGGAUCCGCCGCCAUUGAAUUUCAACAUAUCCCAUACAUCUUCUUUAAUAGCCUGUGGAGUGACUGUAAAUUCUCCUAUUGGAGUGGAUGUGGAGGAGAAGCAACGCAGGUUAAAGAGUGAUAUCCUGUCUUUUGCUCGUAGGUACUUUUCUCCUCAUGAAGUGGAAACUUUAACGAUGAUAUCAGACCCUGAAGUUCGGUGCCAGGAGUUUAUCAAGUUAUGGACUUUGAAGGAAGCAUAUGUAAAGGCACUCGGAAGGGGCUUCUCUGCUGUGCCUUUUAAGACUUUCACAAUCCAGCUCAGGGAAGGAACUAAAGAAGACCGACAUGUUCCACAGAAAUUAGAUAAUGAGUGCCGGACACCUGAAAUAGUUGUUGAAUCUUCGAAUGACUCUACAAUGGGCGGAAGAAAUUUUCAAUUUUCACUCCUGGAAUUGGACGGCUCUCAUUAUGCUGCCAUAUGCAUAGAAAAUGAUAAAACAAUUGAUGGCGAAGGUUGUGUUCCAUCGAAACUGAAUGUGUGGAAAACCAUUCCAUUUGUUAAAGAUGAAUAUGUUUCAGGAACGAAGGCAGUUGUACCGAUGGGUGGCUUAAUUCAGAGGUUCUAGUUUCAUCAAGUUAUGUGUGGCUUGUUUCAUGAAACAUUGGUCAUGUACAAACUAGUGAUAUGAAUCAGCGUCCAGGGCAUUCAUUACACCUCUCCUCGCAGUUUUGGGUCUAAGAACUAGAGAACUUGCUGGUCACUACUGCAAUGGAAACUAAGUUGACAGAUUCUUGGCCGUCAAAAUUGUUACUGAUGAUUAGACAACUCAUGAAGUGAGACUCUGAGAGUUUCAAGGUGGAAUGAGCUUCUUUGUUUGUCAAUUGUCAUGGAUGUGGCAGUUUUAACUUUUAACUGAUUUUGUUGUCACAGUUAAUGUAAUCAGACAAACUGGGCAGUAACAUUCCUAAACUGGAGAAUUGUUUGUGGCUGAAAAAGAUGCAUUAUUUUUAGAAAAUGAAAAUAUCCUUUUGUUGA